CAAAACACAGCUUUAGCUGCAUUAUAGCCACAUGACAGCAGUGCAAUAAGAAACAGGACGUGGGAUGGAAUGCAAGCCUCUAAUACGACUUAGGUAAAUCUGUGACAAAGCUAAAUCGCAUAACUUUCUGUGUAAAAGCUUCUUUGUUACAGCUUCAUUAUUUUCCUAAUAAAGGCCGGGUUUGCCUCAGGCCAGCUGUAAUUUGAGUAAUUCAGCAAAAAGGCAGCCAGACGCAUCUCUGUGAAAUCUGCAGCAGGAGUAGAGCAGCUUUUGAAGAUGGAGAUUUUGGUCUUUUUGUUCUCUUUUUCUGCCCUUGGCAUUCUUUAUACUAUGAACUCCAUACCUGAGAUGCAAGAGCCGUGCGUGAUCCUGGAGAUUGGUGUUGCUGUGUUGGUGGUUGUCUUCCUGUUUUACUUCCUCAUAACUCGUGGCAACCCACCUAAAGACAUUCUAUUCUUUGUCUUUGCAGAAUUUUCUUUCACUUGUGUCAUUGACCUGGUGAGCGCUUUGGAAUAUGACGGCAUCAUUUCUGGUUUUAUGGAAUUUUACCAAAAGACGGGUGAACCCUACUUAGGAACAUCUUAUGCCAUUAUGAUGUGUUACUGGGAUGGAAUAGCUCACUUUGCCAUGUACUUGAUGAUGAUCAGCAGGAUAACGGAUAGAAAAGCGUUCCGGACCAUGGGCUUAUUCUGGGCUGGCUCCUUGUGUGCCAACAUGAGUGUAUUCAUUACAGGGAUAGUGGCAGGUAAAUAUGGAUCUGAGGUCCAGCCAGCCUUCUGGCUGAAUUUUCUUUUCCUUCUGAUGCCUGUGUUGGGAGGGGUUCUACUGUUCACUCGACCUAAAGACAGACCACUAAUUGGAGGAUAUAAUGCCCAGCAAGCUCAGAGUAUGAGGCUAAUCUGGCGUCCCUUGGACAUGAUCUUGGUGUUGCUGCUGUUGGCAUCAAUGGCCUUCACUAUCCUUAGAGGCUUGGUGGCUCUGGACUCUCCUCUGGAAGCCUGUUCUGUUUAUCUGGAGCAGUAUGAACCCUACCUGAAAGAUCCUGUGGGUUACCCUAAAGUCAUGAUGCUGGAGUUGUUUUUUUAUGGUCUACCACUUUUGGGGGCAUUUGUUUAUGGUCUCCUUAAACCUGGGUGUGAAUGGAUGUCAGACUGGACCAUAUUCUUUGCUGGAGCCAUGACACAGUGCCAGUGGUCCCACAUUGGGGGAUCCCUCCAUUCUCGCACCACAGCUCCAUUUAGGAUCCCAAAUGAUGCGUUCUGGACCGUGUUGGCAGCUAAUUUAAUCUAUGCAGCCACUCCUGCUCUGGUGGCCCUGCGGGUUCACAAAGAUCCCUUAUUCUUCUUAAAAGUUGCCUCGUUCCCUGGGCAGACUGGUUUGCCAAACAGUGAGGAGAAAGACACCAAGUUCAAAGAAAAAUAAAUACAGUUUCUUCCUAAUCUUUGGAGCUAACGGCAUACUCAUAAUUGGAAAGGAGCUGUAUACCUACAAAACUUAUUUGUAAAACAGUUUAACAAAACCUAAAUAUAUACAUAUUUUUGCUCAAAAUCAG
Oryzias latipes (Japanese medaka) is the source of this 1552-nucleotide messenger RNA. NCBI's taxonomy places the organism in Eukaryota, Metazoa, Chordata, Actinopteri, Beloniformes, Adrianichthyidae. The record is from RefSeq and is a predicted model, not a curated record.